This is a messenger RNA of Malurus melanocephalus (red-backed fairy wren), 4699 nucleotides long. It is a transcript of the gene NAALADL2, whose product is annotated as N-acetylated alpha-linked acidic dipeptidase like 2. NCBI's taxonomy places the organism in Eukaryota, Metazoa, Chordata, Aves, Passeriformes, Maluridae. The record is from RefSeq and is a predicted model, not a curated record. The transcript is spliced from 15 exons. Bases 336 to 2669 code for a protein of 777 amino acids.
AAGAUCAUGUUCUUUGUUCAGCUGGAGGCUCUGAGCCAGGAUUGCCAACCCAGGCAGGAUUUCGUGUGUUGGGAGACUCCCACCUGGUGUGGUGGCAGCAGUUUGUGUGUCAGCGUUGCCAUGCAGGAAUUUUAAACACGGAAUCCCACGGACAGCGAUGUCUCCUCGCUGCUUCUCUCAGGCUCCUGGUUACCAAUCACCUGACAAAAAUACCGUGCAGAAGUAGUUGUGCGACGCGUGCUCGGCCGUCACUCCGGUUAUUCCACAGCAACUUUGCAGCGGGCGAGUUGAGAAAUAGGAGCUGCUUUCCAGCGGGAGCUCCUUAGGAUAAGAAGAUGGCCUAUCACAAAGUGAACGCAGACCAGAGGGCACAGGGRCACUCUCCAUACCUCGACAACGAUGAGCUCCAGGCCACGGCGCUGGACCUGGAAUGGGACAUGGAGAAGGAGCUGGAGGAGCCCGGUUUUGAUCAUUUCCGACUGGAUGGCCCAGCCCAGCACCACCUGGGCAACUCCCAGAGCCCUGAGCUCGACCUGGAGCCCAUCCAGCCUUCCUCUUCCCCAAAAGGAAGAUUCCAGAGGCUGCAGGAAGACCCUGACUACAUCUCCCACUACACCAGACAGGCGCCAAAGAGCAACCGCUGCAGCGUUUUUCGGAUACUSAAAGUGUUUUGCACUGCUUUGAUUUUAUUUAUUUUUGGAACUGUGAUAGGAUAUUAUGCACGCAAGAAAUGCCCUUCUCCCCCGACAUCUCAAGAACCAAAUAAUUCUCAUAUCUACCGUGACAUUCUCAAGGAAAUCAAGGCUGAAAAUAUUCAACAGAUUUACAGAGAUUUGUUGCAGUUCCCCAGAGAAGAUGAUGCYGACAUUGCAAUGAAAAUCCUGGGUCAGUGGCGUUCCCAAGGCCUGGAAGAUGUCCACCUGGUGAAUUUCUCCGUUCUGCUUGACCUGCCAGGCCCUUCUGCAAACACAGUAACUCURCAGGACAGCGGGGAAUGCUUUUAUCCCAGUGGACAGCAGUGCAGCAGAGACCCCAAAACAAUUCCCAGCCAAGACCUCCUGCACUCGUACGCGGCUUAUUCUGCMAAAGGAACUCUUGAGGCAGAGCUCGUUGAUGUCCAGUAUGGCACCGUGGAGGAUCUGAUCCGCGUUCGAGCCGUGACAAACGUGACCAAAAAAAUUGCACUUUUGAAGCUCGGACAAUCCCCUUUGCUUUAUAAGCUUUCUCUGCUGGAAGAUGCAGGGUUUGGUGGUGUUCUGCUUUACGUUGAUCCCUGUGACCUACCAAAGGCUGCAGAUUUGGCUGAUAAAGCCUUUAUGGUCUCCUUGAACAGYGGAGGAGAUCCAUCCACGCCUGGUUAUGCCAGCAUUGAUGGAAGCUACAGGCAAAACCGACUGAACCUCACGACACUGUUGGUACAACCAAUUUCUGCAGUUCUUGCCAGAAAACUCRUUUCCCUACCUGAGGACACUGCCCAAAAAGACAGAUGUACACCCCUCCAGCUGCCAGCUGCAGGCAGAAAAAAAAUCAAUCUGACCAUUCAGUCUGUCACAACUUACAAGACAAUUUCUAAYGUCAUUGGAUAUUUAAAAGGAGCUGUAUUUCCUGACAGAUACGUCAUCGUUGGCAGCCAUCACAGCAGUUUGAGGGGUUAUGGUGGGCAGGGAUGGGCCAGCAGCUCUGCUGUCAUCACAGCCCUGCUCCAAGCCCUGAUGCCAAAGGUGAAGAGGGGCUGGAGACCUGACAGGACCCUGCUCUUCUGCUCCUGGGGAGGAACAGCCUUUGGGAACAUCGGCUCCUACGAGUGGGCUGAGGAUCUCAGGAGUGUUCUUCACAGAAAUGUUGUGGCUUACAUUGGCCUCCAUAACCCGGUCAGAGGAAACUCAACUUUACACCCCGUUGCAUCCCCUUCUCUUCAGCAGCUGGCAGCAGAGAGCCAGAGCUUCAACUGUGUGGAGAAGUCUAGAUGUCCAGGAUCCAAUGUGAGUUCUGUGCAGAUGCAGGGAGAUUCAGACUAUUUCAUCAACCACCUCGGAGUUCCUGCCACGCAGUUUUCCUAUGAGGACACCAAAGCUUCAGAGAAUUCCAGCUUUCUCUCUGAAGCUCUUUUUCCUGCACAUGCAACAAAAACAGAAGAGCUGGAUCCCUCCUUCAUCCUGCACGAGACCAUUGCMAAGCUAACAGGACAAGUGACUUUGCAAAUUGCCACUGAUCCAGUUUUGCCGUUUAAUGCCCUCGACAUCGCRUUAGAAGUUCAGAACAAUCUGAAAGGUGAUGGAGCAGGCUUUCCUCAGCUGCUGGAGGUGGCAUCACGGCUGAGGGACACGGCGGAGCUGUUCCAGUCGGAYGAGAUGCGCCCGGCCAACGACCCCAAGGAGCGAGCCCCUGUCAGGGUCAGGAUGCUCAAUGAUGUGCUGCAGAGCCUGGAGAAAAGCUUCCUGCUGCACCGAGCUCCUCCCGGGCUCUACAGAAAUAUCCUUUACAGACUGGAUGACAGGACCAGCCAGUUCUCAGUGCUGCUGGAGGCGCUGGAGCACUGCAAACUGCAUCAGUCAAAUGAGACCGUUCAAGCAGCCUUGUCAGAGGUGCUCAACAGCAUCAGUUCAGCUCAGGUUUACUUCAAAGCAGGACUCGAUGUGUUUGAGACCACCUUAGCUGGAAAGAAGUGAGAGGAUUCUCUGCAUUCCGAGACGUUUGUUUACAGCUCGCUAAACAAAAAUUCAGCUUGGACCAGAAUUGCUCUGAAGAUCAAACUUUUCUCAGCCUUUCCUUCAGCUGGCGCUCAAAGGUACUGCAUCACGUGGUUUAUGAAAUGUAAAACAGUAUUUUGCACUGUUCACAGGAUAUCUCAAAUGUYUGUUCCUGAAUGUAUAAAACAUAAAGAGAGGGAAUAACAAUUCAGAGAUGAUUUUUGGAAGGACAUCUGCUGUAUUUUUGUAUGUAAAACAUGUUUUUGUUACUAAGAGCUCAAUCGUGAAGCACCGAGCACAUCCUGCAUUGUGCAGAAGACCUGGCUGAGACACCCCAGAUKUGCAGCCAGGGCAGAUUUCCAUUUCCUCUGUCAGAAAAAUCUGACUCAAGUUUAUUAAGGUCUUCAGCAGGCUCAUCUUCUUCCUUACUCCAUGCAGAGUAAACAGUUGAAGUGGCAUUUCUGUGAAUACCCAGCAGCGGAGUGGAAAUGCACAGAACACCUCGACGGGUUCAAUCCAACACCUUUACUCCUGUGGAACAAUAAAUACCUCAAUUCUGAGAAUACAGAUGAACUUUGAUUAUUCCAUUUCUGUAUGAAAAUAAAGAGUUGCUUUCUCUAAUGUUUCUUGGAGAGGAAAUUAUUGUGACGAUUUCAGAUUAUUUGAAACGUGUGAAUCGAUAGCUACACUUGCACAAAAAUGCUUUGAAUAUUUAUGUUAAAUAAAAGAACUGCCUAGUCUGAUAAGGCUGYAGGCCUUAGAAACUUUCACCAAAUGUUACCAAAACAUCCCACCUCAAGGUCUCUAAAUUUCCAGAGAGCUGUAAAUAAAAACUAGACCUCCAAGUCCUGGGAACAGUUUUGGGAUUCCAUCACUCUUUGCCACACCACCCACUAUUCCAGGCUGGAUUSUUCCAUCAGGCCUGGCAUAUAGGACCUGGAUUGUUAUCAAAAAAGCACAAGGAAAACAUAAAUUCCUGUAGAAGCAGGAAUUCAAGUGUGGAGGCACAAGCUGGUGAAGCAUAUUGAAGGGCUAAAACUCAAAUCUGUUUUUCCAUUGGUAGGAGCCCUUGGUAGGCUCUAAUCACACCACUGACUGUUGGCCAAAGUAAUCUGUGAGUGAAAGGAUCAGGAGGUUCAGUGAGGGGAUGCUACACACAUUUGAGAACUGCAGGWGAUAAUAAUAUAAACAGUUGAAAUUUUUAAGCCCUGUCUGGGUUUUACAGUCUCAAAUGAUUCAAGGUUUWGAGCUUAAAUAAUUAUUUUUAUAGAUAUACUUGGAAUUUAAAUGUAAUUUAUUUGAUGGAAAUGUCRAAUGUAUUGUUACCCAGUUUGCCAUGGAAACAUUACAGGAACAUYUCAGGUUGCAAUAAAAAUGGGAAAAGUGUCUGUAUUAAUGUUUAAAAAUUGCCUUCAAGAAAAUGUCUGAGUUCACAGUUUGAAKAGCUUUUCGAAGUUCGCAGAGCAUGAAAUGAGCUGUUUACAGGUCUGGGUUUCUGUGUCCAAAGUCCUUGGCAAAGGGGCCUGUCUGAGCAGUGGCCCAGGAGUGGUACUGCAGCUCUGCUAUUGCCACAUUUCUUUGCAAAUUAUGAUUCUGCAGUGAGAAUGUGUUCAGCAGCAGUCAGUGGCACUGCAUGGACUCAGACUUUGUUAUCUCCUGUCUUUCCUUGGGAGAAAAGAAUUAUGAUGAUUCUUUUGUUAAUGCUGGCACCAGCUCUGUUUGCUSCAGAGAGAAUUUGACUUCUGGAGAGGAACAUUGUAUAUGAUGUUGGUUCAUCCCCUUAUCUGUGUAUUUUUUAUUGUUUUAUGAUAUAAGUAUUUGGAAUAUCCACAUUGGAGUUGUAUUUGUUUGGGGGAUUUGGGGAUGUACUGUGCAUGCURCAUUUGARGUGUGUUUGUAACACAGACCACUCUUCUAACACUUCAUGUUUUCSUGAGAGUGCUGGAUCACUGUGGAGMCUUCAAAGGUAUGAAAUGAUGAAGGGUCAGGUGCCAUUAGGAGACCAAAAA